CAGAGAGUCCCUCUUGAGCCACCGUAGCCGGUCCAUAUCAGGCCUUCACGCGGAAGUCCCGCCCUUUUCCCCCCUCGCUCGCGGGACGUGGUCGAGUCGCACCUCAAACAAAAUGCCACGCAAAAUUGAAGAAAUCAAAGAUUUCCUGCUUACAGCAAGGAGGAAGGAUGCCAAGUCUGUCAAAAUCAAGAAGAACAAGGAUAAUGUGAAGUUCAAGGUCCGCUGCAGCAGAUACCUGUACACAUUAGUCAUCACAGACAAAGAGAAGGCUGAGAAGCUCAAGCAGUCCCUGCCACCAGGUCUGGCUGUGAAGGAGCUCAAGUAGAUGUCUCCAUUGUACAAAAUGUUGUAAUAAAAUUGGGAAAAUUAAGAAUA
Messenger RNA from Carassius auratus (goldfish), 375 nucleotides. Its product is annotated as 60S ribosomal protein L38. The record is from RefSeq and is a predicted model, not a curated record. Gene Ontology annotation, biological process: translation; protein-RNA complex assembly. The coding region runs from base 113 to 325 and encodes 70 amino acids. The transcript is spliced from 5 exons. Gene Ontology annotation, molecular function: structural constituent of ribosome. NCBI's taxonomy places the organism in Eukaryota, Metazoa, Chordata, Actinopteri, Cypriniformes, Cyprinidae. Gene Ontology annotation, cellular component: cytosolic large ribosomal subunit; ribosome.